CUACGAAUCCGAUUUAUAUGUCCGUUUUAGCUCGUAGCAUCGUAAAAACCGUAAAUAACAUAAUAACUAAAUAUAAAAGGUACGAAGACGGAGAGACAAGUUGAUCGAAUCGUUUGUGUGGUAAUCAAAGACCGCUGUGAUAAGAUUAGUACUUCUCUACUACUAACCUAUCGCUAUACCUGCACUAGUGCUAGGCGUUAGCGUCGUAGGCAUGGACAACUUACAGGAAAGGCAAGCAAAGGUCUGCUCCCUUAGGAAAUUCAUUGCCACGGCAGAUAAUGUUUUGGAUUCUGUUCUACGUAAAUUGGGCUGGACAAGACUGUCACUCUCAGAAAAAACGGCUUGUGUGCAGUGUCCCUACGAUUCUAAUCACAAGAUGCCAAAGGAGGUGUUAGAGGUACACAAAGAGGUGUGCAAGUUAAAGAAACAAGGUUAUACCAGGGAGGAAAUUGAAGCAGCUGAAUGCUCACUUACCUACCAAAGCACUCCUGGUGUUGUACAAAUAGAUGAAGAGGCCAUGAGAUCCAUUUUAAAGAAGUCAGCAGAGGUGCAAGGUUUAAUAAGAAUAGAUUCUGCUGUUCAGCAACGUGAAUUGCCUCUCAACUACGACCGAGAGAUGGUAGAGUUCACACGUGAGGAGAGACUAGCCAUGCACCAGUAUGUCGUGAAUAAGGGCAAGGAGCUAAAGAAGCAGCAGAUAGAAAUCGGUGACUUCAUGAUCGACUGGGAUGCAAUCGAUGCCAAGAAGGAAGACACGGAUCGUCCGAAGAGUCUCUUGGAGCAGAGAGCAGAGCAGCGGGACUACAAGCGCAGGCGACAGACGUAUCGUGCCAAGAACGUUCACAUAACACAGAAAUCCUACACAGAGGUCAUUCGCGACGUCAUCGCCAAUCAGACCGAGCUGCUGGAGAGUGUUUUGAGCAGUGCUGCAGCAACUGGGGGUAGACCCAGUAUAAAGCAGGAGCAAGUGGACGAUGACUACCCGGACGCCAGCCAAGAUAGGUACACGACGUCGUCAGAUCGCGUCGGGUGUGGCAGGGACCAGCGGACUUCCCGCGGUGACCGUGUGAAGGCAGAGGGGCGCGUGUCAGAGGAGCAAGACGACAGUCGGGACACCGAAAGGCAUCGACAAAGACGCAGACACAGGCACAGCCGUGAGAGAGACACCAGCGAAGGUGGGGAGAUGGAUCGGCAUCCGUACCGGGAAAGACGUAGUAGAGACAUAGAUCCCAGCGAUGGUAUGGAAAUGGAUCAACGUCCACGUGGCGAAAAGCGUAGCCGAGAGAGAGACCGCAGCGAAGCUAGAGAGACGCUACAGAGGCAUAGGAAGAGGAGGUCGAGGAGUAGGUCACGAUCCAGCAGCAAAAGCAGCAGCAAGCCAUCUGCUAGACGUCACGGGAGCAACACGGACAAAAACAGCGACAGUAGUGUUGAGAGUCACAGGGACGACGAACGGAAACGGCACAAGAAGAAGCACAAAAAACACAAGCAUCACAAGUCUCGCAGGUGACCUCUAAACGUCUCAGCAACAUCUACUGACCUGCUCGUCAUGAUACGUGCCACUCUCGUGCAACAAGAUGCUGCUGCACAUAAUGGUAUCAAGAGUCCAUAAUAAAAAUUCUUCUAAACAUUUCUAUUAUGGAUGAUUCUUGAUGAUAUGUCACUUCAGUUUAGAUGCUAACCUAAUAGACUUUCGAGAAUCCGAAUUUGCGAUUACCCUUUCUGAUUUUCUAUGAUUUUUUAAACAAAUUCUAGAAAAAUAAAUGAUGAUCAAAGCAAACCAGCUUGUAUGAUUUAUAAUUAAUGAAGUGCUUAUUAGUGUUGAAUUUGCUCUGAUAACAACGCUGCACGUGACAAGUA
Messenger RNA from Priapulus caudatus, 1860 nucleotides. Its product is annotated as U11/U12 small nuclear ribonucleoprotein 48 kDa protein-like. Lineage: Eukaryota; Metazoa; Priapulida; Priapulimorpha; Priapulimorphida; Priapulidae. Bases 212 to 1510 code for a protein of 432 amino acids. Gene Ontology annotation, cellular component: nucleoplasm; U12-type spliceosomal complex; cytosol. The record is from RefSeq and is a predicted model, not a curated record. The transcript is spliced from 10 exons.